This is a messenger RNA of Daucus carota subsp. sativus, 1996 nucleotides long. Its product is annotated as receptor-like cytosolic serine/threonine-protein kinase RBK2. The transcript has 8 exons. Gene Ontology annotation, molecular function: protein kinase activity; ATP binding. NCBI's taxonomy places the organism in Eukaryota, Viridiplantae, Streptophyta, Magnoliopsida, Apiales, Apiaceae. Gene Ontology annotation, biological process: protein phosphorylation. Bases 428 to 1738 code for a protein of 436 amino acids. The record is from RefSeq and is a predicted model, not a curated record.
AAUGUUGUUCUCCUUGCAUUCUCUGUUAAAUUCAUCAACUUUUCAGUUCUUGAACUGCAACUCUGAUCAAACAGUAUCUUAACAGCCUCUUCUACCAGAUACACAUAAAAAUUUAGAUUUAUUUCCCUCUUUUCUUCUGAUGAAUCUUUCUUUAUUUGUCUUAUUACAAAAGGGUGUGCACAGAAAUAGAGGGAACUAAAGAUCUUCUUACAGUACAUCCAAGAAUUUUUUGGAAAGUGGUAUCUUGAAGAAGUGGUAAUAAGAGCCCAUGCCAGAUAAAUUUUAUCUGUAAACUUGAAUUAUACACCUCUUGCUUCACCCCUUUACUCAUUUCUUGAAAUAUAAUUCAUACAUAUUUAUUCCCUGCUCUCUCUUUCAUUUCUGGUGAAUAAUGUUCAAGAAUCACUGAUAAUUUUGGUUUUGAGGUAUGGAGAAAGAAAAAGAAGAUGCAUACUCACCUACUGGGGUACUUGAAGAUUACUUGAAGAAUACAGAUUCCGACAGUGUCUCUACGAAAGAAAGCACCUCAGAAAUUAAAGAUCAGCACUUCUCAAAACCCCCUUCUCGGUGGGCUGGUUUUGUGCAACUACUGAAAACAAAGUCAAAGAGACAUAUAGGCACCCUGCAUCCUCUUAAUCUUUCUAAGAGACUUAGCAGUAGCAUGAGGGAAAACGUGGCAGCAAGUCCCCCUGCCGAUUCAGAUUUGAACUACUUUAAGCCUCAUUGGAAGAAUUUUACCUUAUCGCAACUCCAAUCUGCUACCAACAAUUUUUGCCAUGAAAAUCUGAUCGGGAAGGGAGGUUAUGCUGAAGUUUAUAAAGGAUGUUUGCGAGAUGGGCAGCUUGUUGCAAUUAAGAAACUGACUAAAGGAUCCCAGCAGGAUAGGAUAGGAGACUUCCUAGCAGAGCUUGGGAUCAUGGGCCAUGUCAACCAUCCCAACACUGCCAAGUUGAUUGGUUAUGGGGUUGACGGAGGCGUGCACCUUGUUUUGGAGCUCUCUCCUCAUGGUAGUCUGGCAUCAGUACUUCAUGCAACAGGUAGAAGAUUAGAUUGGAGUAUUAGGUAUAAGGUUGCCUUGGGAACAGCUGAAGGUCUUGUAUAUCUUCACGAAGGUGGUCAAAGGAGAAUCAUCCAUAGAGAUAUCAAGGCUGCAAAUAUAUUACUUACAAAGGACUUUGAGCCUCAGAUUUGUGAUUUUGGGCUUGCAAAAUGGCUCCCGGAACACUGGACUCACCACACUGUGUCUACAUUUGAGGGCACAUUUGGCUAUCUUGCUCCUGAGUUCUUGAUGCAUGGCAUAGUAGAUGAGAAAACUGAUGUUUUCGCCUUUGGAGUACUGCUGUUAGAACUUAUUAGUGGACGUCGAGCAUUGGAUUACUCACAACAAAGCCUUGUGAUGUGGGCAAAGCCUUUGCUGAAAAAGAAUGACAUCAGAGAGCUUGUUGAUCCUUCACUUCUUGAUGACUACAACUCCCUGCAGAUGAACCUUAUGGUUUUAUCUGCUUUUCUGUGUGUGCAGCAGUCAUCAAUCAGGCGUCCUCAAAUGAGUCAGAUUCUACAGAUCUUAAGAGGCGAUCACAUGAGCUUGGAAAUGGUUAAAAGGUGUAGAAGGUCGUCACAUUGGAAGAGGUAUUACGAAGAACUUUUUGAUGCAGAGGAUCAUCAUCUCGCAGCAUUCUGGGACUCAAAUGUUUUCAACAAGCCGAAACAGAUGCCUCUGCAUAAAUGGCUAGUUUGAACAUCACCUUUUAUCUUCCUAGCUAUUAAGUAUAUAGUUUAAGCCCCCUGCCAAAAGUCUGAAUCAGUCGACUUUCCGCAAGAGGUGAUAAGAUUAAAGAUCUAGACGAUAUCAAAAGAAUACCAUAUCUAUUUUCGUUGAGAUAAUGUUAUCAAUCAAUAUGUAAAUACUCCUUGAUAGUUCAAAUGAUGUUUUAGUUAAUUACAGGCACAGUCAGGCACUCAAAUACUCAAUGACAAUGAGACCUGAGUUUUCAUU